Molecule: messenger RNA, 3486 nt
Organism: Poecilia reticulata (guppy)
Lineage: Eukaryota; Metazoa; Chordata; Actinopteri; Cyprinodontiformes; Poeciliidae
Source: RefSeq, a predicted model, not a curated record
CUUUGUGACACUAGAGACGGAAGUAGAAAUGGCGCUAGUGGCGUUAGCUUAGUUAGCUUCCAUUCUAGUUGAAAAACGUCUUCAGGAGGCCCAGAGAUCCGAACCGGACCCGGAACCAUCCGAAGAACCCCAAACAGAACCGGCAUGGAACGCAGUACCGACCCGACUGUGAGCUAGAACCGGAACCAGAGGUCCGGAGGGUCGGAGGGUUCGGAUACUUAGUGAAAACCUGAAGCUGGACCCAGAACCGGGUUUAGUCCCACGGUUUCCUGGAAGGUUCGGGCAGAUCUUGGAUCAGUUUCAGGUGUGUGCAGGUGGAGGUGUGGCAUCCUGCAGGCCCCGCCCACCGCCACAGGUGUGUUUUCAGCAGCAGACUUCCAGGAAUAUUUUCUGUAGAACCGAGAAGUUUUUCUUUCACGGACAGAAGAAAUCAUUCAGAACCAGAAAAAUCUGUCCUGAUGGAAGAACCGAAGGAUCCAGAUGGUCCAAAUAUAAAGCAGGAGCAGGAGGAACUGCUGGACAAACAGCUGAAAAAUGACCAACAUGCUGAAGAUCUGCAGAUUAAAGAGGAAGUGGACGAAUGCUGCACCAGCCAGGACGAAGUUCGCCUGGUUCUGAAGGAGGAGACGGACGCAUUGGGGAUGAUUACUGCUCCUGAACAGAGAAACAACAGGGAACCAGAACCAAACCGACUCCAGAACGCGCUACUGGCUGAAAACCAGCAACAGGAAGGGAAGAAGAGAAAGUCAGGACUCUGUAAACAUCCACAACCAAGGUCGAAUAAGAGCUGUCAGAAAUCCAGAGUUCAAAGUGACGAUGCACACGGUUCCAAACGUAGAAGGCGGAGCAGAUCUCUGAGCCAGACAGAAAAAAGUUUGUUUUCCUGUAAAGUGUGUGGCAAGAGUUUCUCCCAGAGUAGCCAUCUGAACAACCACAUGAGGUCGCACGCAAGUAAGAAACUACAUCCCUGUGAGGUCUGCGGUAAGUUUUUAAAUGACAAAGGUAGCUUAACGGUUCACAUGAGAACCCACACAGGUGAGAAACCUUUCACAUGUUCCACCUGUGGGAAAAGUUUUGGUGCGAGGAGCAGCUUCAUUGCUCAUGUAAGAACUCACACAGGUGAGAAGCCGUUUCCCUGUCCGAGCUGUGAGAAAAGUUUCAUUGUAAAAAGUCAUCUAAUCACACACAUGAGAAUUCACACAGGUGAGAAACCUUUCCAGUGUCUCACCUGUGGAAAACGGUUUGGCGCUAAAAGCAAUUUAAACACUCACAUGCGAACACACACGGGUGAGAAGCCUUUUGCAUGUGUGAGCUGUGGGAAAUGUUUCAGUGUAAGGAGUCACCUGAUCACUCACCUGAGAACACACACAGGUGAGAAGCCAUACUCCUGUCCAUACUGUGGCAGAAGCUUCAGUUUGCGGAGUCAUUUAAAUGUUCACAUGAGCACACAUACAGGAGAGAAACCUUUUCCAUGUGUGGCAUGUGGAAAAAGCUUCAGAGUGAGAAGCAGUUUGACAAUUCACAUGAGAACGCACACGGAUGAGAAGCUGCACAUCUGUGAUGUGUGCUGUAAAGGUUUCACUCAGAGCAGCCGUCUGGCUUCUCACAUGAGGAUCCACACAGGCGAGAGGCCGUUCCCAUGUCCCACAUGUGGAAAAAGUUUCAGUGCCAAAACGUAUCUGAAUACACACAUGAGGACUCACACGGAUGAGAAGUCCUAUCUAUGUGUGAUCUGUGGGAACAGCUUCAGUCGAAAAAGCAACUUGAACAGACACAUGAGGACGCACACGGGCGAGAAACCCUACGAUUGUGAAGUUUGUGGGAAAUCCUUUGGAUGUAGUGGUAGCUUGACCGUCCAUAUGAGGUCUCACACAGGUGAGAAACCAUUUCCAUGUGUCACCUGUGGAAAAAGCUUUAGUGUAAGAAGUUACCUGGUUAUUCACAUGCGAACCCACACAGGUGAGAAACCUUUCCCAUGUGUCACCUGUCGGAAGAGCUUCCUUUUACGGAGUCAUUUGACUCGUCACAUGAGAGUUCACACCGGCGAGAAGCCGUUCCCAUGUUCGACCUGUGGGAAAGGUUUCAGUGUGAGAUGUCACAUGAUGGCUCACAUGAGAACUCACAAACAGGAGAAAGGUCUUUCUGACACGUGGCCUGUGGCAAACGUCUCCAAGGAGUUGAGAUGAUUCCAGCAUACCCUACCUGGGGAGACAGGUAAGCAGCAGUGGCUUUAACCAAUGAGAGACAAGAGCUUCCUCUGCUAAAACAUUGAACUUUCAGAGAGUUGGGUUAAACUGCGAAUCAUUAAAGGAUUUGACCUCAGUGUGUUUGUCGUUCAGUGACAAAUGUGUUGCUUGUAUAGAUUUUGUGAUGUUUAUCUCCAUCACUUAUUUUCUCAUGUCCUCUAAGAGUCUGGGUCAGUAAUAUUUAAGGUUUAUGUUCUGCACAACCUUUUCCCUGUUUUCUGAUUCACAAACCAAAUAGCACUAACAGUUUAUUAGCACAGAACUUCACAGGUUUCUAUGAAUCUGAAACCUUUUCUUGCCUCAAACGUUGUAACCAUGACCUGACUUCACAACACAACAGGUACAAAACAUCAGAGAAAGACAAAAACACAGAGAAAGACAAUAUUACUGGUUGAUACGUCUGAAUAUUUGCAGCAGUUUGUUGUUCCCUUCACAUGAAUUGGUCUCAUCCAGUCUGAUUGGUUCUGGCUUUGCAGGUGCACCAAUGCUAAGCUCACUUCCAUUAAUGGCUAAUAGCGGAGAUCAUUUUUCUUUUUGCACUUUGGCCAACUUUGAAAACAUUUAGCGCACUUAGCUUCCACUAAGUACAUUUUUCUGGAUAAAAUCCAAAGGGCUAAUUUACUUUGCUGUUUGUAAACUUUCAGUUUAAUAAGGUUCAGCAUCUGUGUUGAAGUUUUGUCAUCAAGUAUUGGGAGUUCUCCAAGUACAUGUUUGUAUUUAUGCUCUUGUUUUGAAGGAGCGCCGUUUUCACUGCAAGCCUCUUUCCUCGUCUUGCUUUCUUUAUUUCUCCACCUUUUUAAAAAAUGAGAAACAAGAACAAAACAGAAAAUGGACAGAAGAGAAAUGAAAGGGUUGUUGUCAUUUCAGAGGAAACGUUUGAAUUGAAGUUGGCGCUUUUGCAUGAACUUCCUCCAAAUACUGUGUUGCUGUAAUGUUUAUGGCUAUUAGCGCUGCUAUGCUAGCUUGUCAGUUCAGCGAUGUCCAUCACUGAGCGACUUUCUGUGAGCUGCAGUUACAAAAUCUAGAGAAGUUGGUCAAGAAGUGGCUGUUCGGCACCAGGGAGGGCAGCCAUUCAUCUGUUCAUCAUGGACGUCUUUAUGAAUACAUGAACACUGCUUUUCUUUUUCAUUGUAAAUAUCGAUGAAGGUUCUGCAUUUCUGAGCUAAACAUGAGAGUUUGCUCCUUCAAAUCAGGUUGUGGAAGAUGAGACCCAACAAUAAAACGGAUGAUUUCAUGAAGA